GUUUUUGUAAGGCGAAAUGGCGGAGCGUCUGAUGCCAGCCUGGCUUUGACCGGGCGUUUACAUCAAAGAAAAAGGGAAGAAAACUAUCUCCAGAGUAAGACAGAAGCAGCUGAAACAGUUUAUGGUUGGGGUGACCGGUGUCCCUGAUGAUCUUCCAGGCCUUCUUACUGCACCUGCUGCUAUAAAUGUCUUCAAUGGAGGGAAGUUCACAUCCACCGAUGCACUGGGCUGUCCGUUCUACUCUCUGCAGUGCCCAGCAAUCAAGGCUACCAAUAAUCAUAGACGUAUAAGAAAUGGAGCCACAACCAGACAGAAUGAAAACUCCAGCUUUUCUAGCUGACUUGGGCAAACCCACACUACGGGGCAUUAAGAAGUGUCCAAAGUGUGGCACGUUCAAUGGUACUCGAGGGCUGAGCUGUAAGAAUAAAAGCUGUGGCGCUGUCUUCAGGGAUGGAGCUCGAAAGCAACAACCCAGUGUUGACGCAGUUCGAAUUGUGACCGGAUCUUCUUCACAGGUGUACUCAGUGAGGCUUCGGGAUCGAGGACCUGACUAUAGAGGCUUUGUGGAACUGGGCACAACCGAGGCAAUACAGACGGUGGAUGGGACCAUUAUCACCCACAUUACGGGCCGGUGUUUGGUCCCCACUUGUUUCAAAGUGUCUUCUCAAGGAGGUGCGGAGAAUCAGUGUCAGCACAUUAAGCUCGCUGUUGAGUGUCACAUGGAGGCCACUCCACACACCCUGAAGAGCUCUGUCCUCAACUCUCUCCAAGUGACCACGGAAACGAAGCAGGCUAUCUGGACCUUGGCAACGGAAUCGAGUGGGCCCCUGGUGCAGCGCAUCACCAAGACCAUCAUGGUGGUGAAGUGCAAAGCCAGCCCAAAGCACAGCCUAGGGUUUCUGCACGUCUCCUUCCAUGAGAAAACUAGAACUAAAGGCGUUAUGGAGCACAAAUUCCACUGCUCGUGCCAGGCAUUCAAAGCCAGCAAAUCAAGCACCAGCAAAGAGGAGACACCCAAACAUUGCAUCCACUUUUAUGCCUGCGUCUGUGCAUUUGCUAGUGAUGAGAAGUUAGGGCAAGAAUUCUCAUAUUUCAUCAACUUUGAUUCUGUAGGGCUUCAGCCAAAUUCUGAGCGGCGACUGCUGGCAGUUUAUCCCCAGGACUACACAGCUCAGGCUGGAGCCAAUGCCAUUUCAAAAGCAAAGAAGAGGAAAAAGGACGAUGUAAUGGUGGCGAGCCAGCCCAUUGACGAAUCACAAGUGAACCUAUCAUUUCAAGAAUGGCUUGCUAGUGUCACUGAACGGAUCAACCAGACUAUGCAUUACCAGUUCGAUGGCAAGCCGGAGCCACUGGUGUUCCACGUCCCACAGGCUUUCUUCGAUGCUCUGCAGCAGAGGAUUUCCAUGGGCAGUAAAAAGAAGCGGCUUCCCAACUCUACCACAGGUUUUGUUCGGAAGGAUGCAUUACCCCUGGGAACGUUCUCCAAGUACACCUGGCAGAUCACAAAUAUUCUUCAGAUCAAACAGAUAUUUGAUACCCCCGAGAUGCCACUGGAAGUUACCCGGAGUUUUAUUGAAAACCGUGAUGGCACCUAUGAGUUGUUCAAGUGCCCAAAGGUUCAGGUGGAAAACAUUGCUGAAGCUUACAGUCGAGUGGAAAAGCAGCCAACAAUUCGGCCACUGGAACUCAAGACCUUCCUGAGAGUAGGGAACAUGUCCCCUGACCAGAAAGAACCGACUCCUUUUAUCAUUGAAUGGAUUCCAGAUAUUUUGCCUCGAUCAAAGAUCGGUGAAAUGAGGAUUAAGUUUGAGUAUGGUCACCACCGGAAUGGACAUAUUGAAUAUCGAGAGCAGCAAACCUCCCCAGAACAGACUGUUGAACUGAGUCCUUCCCUAACCACCGUCAAUAUUCACUGAAAUCUGGGCUUCAUGCGGUCUUCACUAAUACCACCUGUGCAGGUAGAGGAAUUAAAGAGGGUCCACCACAGCGUUCAAACGGGUAACUCCGCAAGAUCCUGGAGUGUGGCUCAAAACUGCACACAUUUGGAACCUCUGGGCAGCAAACUCAUGAACUGAGUUGUAAGCUGCUUGACAUGUUUAAUCCUAUGCAAUUUCAGCCCAAAGUGAUCAUCAAUAUAAAGUAUGAAAACACAUCAUAGUAUUUAAAAGAUUCAUUGUAUGAGGAUAUGAAUUUGUAUUUCCCUCAUUGUCUGGGAGACUGUCAACAUCCACAGACUAACUGUGUUGUCAUUUUAAAAUGGGAACAUGUUCUUUGUAUGUGGCUUAAUUUUUCUAAGAUUUGCUUGUGGCAUAUAUACUUGUGACAAAGAUCCAAAGAAAUGUAUAUCUCGCCUCACAAAAGUAGGGAAUUUGUUAUUUAAGUUUGUCGUAUUUGUCACAAAGACAUUUUUACUAGGACGGUGACAAGACUGCAAGAGCGUACAGCUGAGCAGAAACUUCGUUUCCUAGCAGCCAUUUGACACCUGUAAUUCAUUUCUGUCAGGGAAAGAGGAGUACACUUUCUAAAAUGUAAAAUAAAAGCUGAAAAUACUCAACAGGUUAGGCAGCAUCUCUGGUAAGAGAACUCAAUUACCUUUCCACAGGUCUGGCAAAUCAAGAGAGAGGCUUUGACUUGCUGAUUAUUUCCAGCAUUUUAAGUCAUUCCGUUUGCAGAUUUUUCCUUUGCUUUGAAGCUUUCUAAAUGUUACCUUCAGAACAGAACAGUAAAGACAAGAAUUUUCAACUUUAUAGUAACUUUUUAAAAAGAUAAAUCAUUUGUAGUAUCUCCUGUCAGUGGUCUGUUUGUUGUAUGCAAUGUGUGUGAACAGGAGACAGUGGGAACUGAGUAAUUCUGUGUUGAUAUAGUUGGGUCUUUGGAAUGCCUCAGAAUACUUCACAAGUUUUUUUUGAGUGAAGCUACUAUUCAACAGGUAAACAAAGUCCCACUAAUUGCAAAUGAAACUAUUUGCAGUUUUUUUGUGUGGUUAGUGGUCAGGGUUGGAUUGUUGACCAUGACAAUCUACUGCCUUUUGAAUCUUUAUGCAGAAUCUAGUACAUUCACUUGAAAAGCAGCUAUGGUCUCAGUUCAGCUGUGUACACCACCCUUCCAUACUAUCAACUAUAUUGUCUAUUGUCAACUAGGUAUAUGUAUAUUGUCAAUUAGGAUCAUUUCAUUAGAUACCAGAGUGCAGCUCAAACCUGCAACCUUCUAUCUCAGGGGAGAGAGUUAAUAGGAAAAGGUAGAUGGCCAUUUUUUUUGUUCUUCUCUGCUAAUUCUAUAGCGGGACCUUUAAAAUGCAGCAUUUUUUAAGCUUGCAAUUUAUAUAGUACUUUUCACAAACUCAGGACAUCUGUAAGUGCUUCCUAGCCAAUUAAGUAUUUUGAAAAUUUAAACACCUUCGAUUUGUGUGGCAUUGUGGCAGCCAUUCUGUGAACUACAAGGACACACAAAUACCAAUGAGAUUAUAACCAGAUAAUCUUAGUUUUAUCAUGUUGGUAAGGGGAUUAAAAACUGACUUAAACAAGUAAAUUAGUAUGCUGUUUAAAAUAAUGCCAUGGAAUUAUCUACAAUCACUUUUUAAUAGCUUAACCUGAAGACUAUCUGUGACAUUGCAGCACUUCCUCAACACUGCACUGAAAUGGGACCCUAAAUUAUAAAUUCAAGUACUCCCUAUCUCCACCCCUAGUUUAGGGACUCGGGAGAGUGUUAUCAUUGCCCAAGGUUUAGCGCUUUGCAUUAAAUUGAUAGAAUUACAACAUUUCUUGACUCUUCUGGGCUGGAUGACAAGUUCCUCCAUACAUUCUCCUGAUUUAUUCUGAUGUUCCAGGCUUCACUUAUUUGAUCAUUGGGAUCCUAAAAUACAGCUCUGAUUUGGUGAAGCACUGAUCUCUGCUGCUUGUAAACUAAGAGUACACAAUCUAGAAGGCAGUAUAGUAGACAUGGUAUAACAAUCUGACCGAUUUACUGCCAUCAACUCUAGUUCCAGACUGGCUUGGCGUAGUGGUACCCAGAAGGGAGUGCCUUUUGCCAGCAGCUAAAAUGCCUGCAUUUGCUUUCUGUUACCCAGGUGGCUGAGUAGGCUUCCAAAGCUAUCACUUUGUCAAAGUCUACCUGCAGAUUUGAGUUUGGCAGUCAAUAUAUUCUGGAGUGCAGUAGAUACUGUUCUGUCAGAGAAGCCCCCAUGCUGUUGAGAGCAAUUACAACUAUUUGGAGUCUAAGCAUUUAAAUUCCUCUGUUCUGUUGUUCAGAUCACAGGGAGACCGAGCAAAGUUAACUGUGUUGACACCACGUUAUCAGGAUCACUUCAGAUUUCCAGAUUUCUAAUGGAUUAUGUUAUACAGUACCUCAAGAAACCAUGUGGAUGUACAGAAAGCAUUAACUGGUUUAUUCCUGCCUGGCGAUUUUGAAACUGACAGUUUUGUGGGAAGCGCUUGGAAUAAAUUCUACCUACAUAAGGAAUUGUACUUUGGUCUUCCAUCAUUGUGUCCACAGUAACACAUUAUAAGGCUUUGCAUUCUCCCAAAUUUGUAGUUUGCUGAGUAAUUUUAUAUAUAUUUUUGAAAAGAAAUACUACUACUGUAAGUGCAGCAUUGAUAAUGUAGGGCGAGCAAGCUCCUGUGCAUUUAUUUAUUUAUUUAUAGAGACCGUGCAGAAUUGGCGCUUCGAUCCACACACCUAGCAAUCCUGUAGUGUAAUCCUAGCCUAAUCAUGGGACAAUUUACAACGACUAAUUAACCUACCAACUGGUAGGCCUUCGGACUGUGGGUGGAAACCAGAGCACCUGGGUGAAAUCCACGCAGUAACGGAAGAACAUACAAACUCCUUACAGACAACAGCAGGAAUUGAACCCAGGUCACUGGUACUGUAAAGUGUUGUGCUAAUUCCUAUGCGACCAUGCCGCCCUAUAGUGAGGUGUUAGCUGACAGGUCUGUGGUCACCAUGGUAAGAUCAUUACAGAAUCAACAAACUCAUUCGUAAGGCCAGUGGUGUUGUGGGGAUGGAACUGGACUCUCUCACAGUGGUGUCUGAAAAGAGGAUGCUGUCCAAGUUGCAUGCUAUCUUGGACAAUGUCUCCCAUCCACUACAUAAUGUACUGGUUGGGCACAGGAGUACAUUCAGCCAGAGACUCAUUCCACCAAGAUGCAACACAGAGUGUCAUAGAAGGUCAUUCCUGCCUGUGGCCAUCAAAAUUUACAACUCCUCCCUUGGAGGUUCAGACACCUUGAGCCAAUAGGCUGGUCCUGGACUUAUUUCCUGGCAUAAUUGACAUAUUACUAUUUAACUAUUUAUGGUUUUAUUACUAUUUAAUUAUUUAUGGAGCAACUGUAACGAAAACCAAUUUCCCCUGGGAUCAAUAAAGUAUGACUAUUAUAAGGAAUUCACAUCUCUGCAUUCUUCAAAGUUCAAAGUAAAUUUGUUGUGUAAGUACAUAUAUCACCAUGUUAGAUGUGACUUAACAAUAUAAAACAUGGCUCAGUUGAUCAAAGGGAAAAUUUGUAAGGAAAGGGUUUGUUUUGCCAGUGACCUGUUACUGCAGCUCGAAGCCAUUAUUUGGAAUUCCUCAGGGAGACAUCCUUGGUUCAAUCAAUGCCAGCACCUGCCCCCCCCCCCCAUAAUUAAGUCAGGCACUUGCUAUUUAUGAAUGCUUGUAUAGUAUUCAGUUCCAUUCCUGGCAGUGUUGAUAAAGGAGCCCAAACUACAGUGAGUACAGUGAAUCAUUCCAUACUUUAGAGGUGGCACAUUAGUGUAGUGGUUAGCGCAAUCACUUUACAGGGCCAGCGAUCACCGAUCAGGGAUCAAUUCCUGCCACGUAAUGAGGUUAUAUGUUCUCCCUGUGACCGCACGGGUUUCCUCCAGGUGCUCUGGCUUCCUCCCAUGUUCCAAGGGUUAGUGGUUAGUAAACUGUGUUGGAACCAGAAGAAUGGCGACACUUGCAAGCUGACCUCAGCACACUCUUCAGAAUGUGCUGGUCAUUGAAGCACAACAGAUUUCACUGUAUGUUUCGAUGUAUAUAUGACAAAUAAAGU
This is a messenger RNA of Mobula hypostoma (lesser devil ray), 6026 nucleotides long. It is a transcript of the gene c8h2orf42, whose product is annotated as chromosome 8 C2orf42 homolog. Bases 294 to 1916 code for a protein of 540 amino acids. NCBI's taxonomy places the organism in Eukaryota, Metazoa, Chordata, Chondrichthyes, Myliobatiformes, Myliobatidae. Gene Ontology annotation, cellular component: nucleus. The transcript is spliced from 9 exons. The record is from RefSeq and is a predicted model, not a curated record.